UCAGAGGGACUUCAGAUGUGCCGCGUUAAUACAGUGGAGAUGCUUAUUUUAGGCCUUUUGGCUUUCCAUAGCUGGGUUCAUGGAGGCUGCACUAAGAAAUGAAACUUAAAAUUCCUGCUGACGUGAUGACCAGGAAACGAAAGUAGUCGAGCUGAAAUUGCAGAUUCAGAGAGACUGCCACACAGAGAGGACAACUUCAGACACAACUACACUUCUACCAGAUACCUCAGACUCCUCUCUGCAGACUCUGUGAGGAUGAUGAAGGCCACGAAGCUGCUUUUUGUUAUCAUGGCGAUGGCGCUGAUGUCUGCAGUUCUGCUCAUGAACAAGUCUGGAUUUAGUCUGAUAGUUCAGACCACAACUCGUGCAGAGAGUAGACUGCUCCCCGCUACUGAGCGUAGCGUUGAUGCAUUAUGGACGACAGCAGAUCCUUCUCGAACAGAUUUAAAGGGGAAGAUGUUCACUUUGUCUUUGAAUGGAGGCGGCAUCCGCUUAUAUCCCCCACAUUUUAGUGAUCCUACCCGAAACCCCUACAGCCCCACCACCCAACCCUACAGGACCACCCAACCCUACAGGACUACCCGACCCUACAGGACUACCCAACCCUACAGGACCACUACUGGAUCCUAUAGCACCACCCGACCCUACAGCACCCAUACUGGAUCCUACAGCACCACUACUACCAAUAGACCAGCCACCACCAAAACCCCUGCCACCCGCUCCUGGACCACCCGUUCCUGGACCACCCGUCCCCCGACCACCCGUCCCCCGACCACCCGUCCCCCGACCACCCGUCCCUGGACCACCCGUUCCUGGACCACAACACCCCCUUUUGGAGGUGUGUCUGUGUGUCUGCGUUACCUGGCCAACUUAAACGGAAACCAGAUCCCACUUUUCACUCUCAGUCCAUCCACAAACCCUCUGACGCUGACAUUUUCUUACCCAAACACAUACAUCCUGCCCUUUAACAGAUAUUAUUAUGCCAGCAUGUACAUGACACCUUUCAUCCGCUUCUGGAAAAACAUUGAUCAAGAGUUCUGGACGAGAGUCUGCCUCAUUGUUGACAACACGAAGAACGUGGCCCAGGUGUUCAGCGGCUCAAACAUGAGCACCAGGAGUAUCAUGCCUUACAGGUACGUGUGGUCAGGUGAGCCUGUGAUUGAUUUUCCAGGUUUUGAUGGUCAGGUGACAGACGUCCAGGUGUGGGAUUAUCCUCUCCGCUACAAGGAAGUCUUCAACUACAUGACCAAUGGGGUCUAUGCUUCGUACAGAGGCUCCGUCAUCACCUGGUCCUCCAUCGGUUACUCUCUUAGAGGAAGCACACUAUUGGAGGACGUCUACGAGAAGCAGGCAAGCCAGCCAAUCAGCAGCCGCGGACGAGGGAGAGGGCGACGCCCAAAAGGAGAGAGGAGGACCAAAGAGUUUGUGGGAGAGGGAGAGAGGAAGGAGAACAACAAUCAGUGGUUUAAAUGAGACGUACUGAGGGUGGACACUGAGAGCAGGUUACUGUGAUGUCUUUAUCGAUCAGUUAUCAAUACUUUUUAAUCACCAAGAAUUUAUAAAAACUAGUGUCAGCAACUGUUUUUAUUUGAUCUAGUUUGAAAUUUUGUAUAUUAUUAACUGAAUAGAAAUGAAGGGAUACUGAUUUUAUUAUUGAAUGUACAUUUUAAUUGAAAUGCAGCUCGGAGGUCGACUGUUAGAAAUGAAACCUCCUUGUUCUCCGUUUGAAAUCUGGGCUUGGUUGUUCAAAUGUAAUCUUUUUGGAUAAAUUUAUUGAACUGGAUGAAUUCUUAAAAAAUGGGUAAUUAAAAAAACUACAUGAAUAGAGACAUCUGAUUGGAUCAGGGGAUCAAAUCUUGGUUUUUGUCUUGAAGAAUCUGGAUUUGUUCGUCUUUAAAAGUCUGGAUCAGUUUCUCUUUGAAAACCCAGAUUGAAAUAAACUGGAUGAACUGAUCCUGGAUGAAA
Molecule: messenger RNA, 1965 nt
Organism: Notolabrus celidotus (New Zealand spotty)
Lineage: Eukaryota; Metazoa; Chordata; Actinopteri; Labriformes; Labridae
Exons: 5
Coding region: 256-1473 (405 amino acids)
Source: RefSeq, a predicted model, not a curated record